Glycine soja is the source of this 3690-nucleotide messenger RNA. RefSeq names its product G-type lectin S-receptor-like serine/threonine-protein kinase SD1-1. The record is from RefSeq and is a predicted model, not a curated record. Gene Ontology annotation, biological process: protein phosphorylation. Bases 1469 to 2284 code for a protein of 271 amino acids. Gene Ontology annotation, molecular function: ATP binding; protein kinase activity. The transcript is spliced from 10 exons. NCBI's taxonomy places the organism in Eukaryota, Viridiplantae, Streptophyta, Magnoliopsida, Fabales, Fabaceae.
UCUCUUUUUCUAAUAUGUAGCUCCUGCUAUUCUUUGGGGUUCUCUAUUCUUACUCUCCUUCUCACUCUCACUCCGCCUUCAGGGUUCCCAUACAAGUCGUCGCGAGAGGGACCAAGGCCACCUCGCCGUCAACGCCUCUAAGACCAAAUCCACCGCAAUGAUGUGCUCGUGCUGAGCUUGCACCAUGUUGCGAGAUCUUCCAAGACCUUGUUUCAAAUGAUUCUCCGGGAGUGAUGAUAAGAAGGAAAGGAGAUAUGAUUUUGAGAACUCCGAAGAUGAAAGAAAAAUGAGAAUUGGAUCUUUGAAGAAAACGCUCAACGCGUCCUCCAAGUUCGAGCAUUUGCUGAAGAAAAAGAGCAGCAUGUGUUAGCUCUGUUUUGAUCGAAGAUGUUUGAAAUUUCUGUCCAACAACAUGUCAUUGAAUUUCAAACUGUGGAUGCUGAAUUUGGUUGAUAUUUUUGAGCUUUUCAGUGUUCUCGGUUUUGAUUUCAAUGUCUUUGGGUACUCAAAUCAAAUUUUGGAAAGGAAAAGAAAGUAGAAGCUAAUAGCUUGGAAGAGUCCUGAUGAUCCAUCUCCUAGUGACUUCUCUUUUGAUAUGGUGCUUAAUAACUACCCUAAAGCAUACGUGAUGAAGGGUGAUCAAAAGUUCUAUCGAAGUGGACCAUGGAAUGGCUUGCAUUCAAGUGGUCACCACAAGUUAAGGCCAACCUCAUUUAUGACUUCAAGUUUGUUUCCAACAAGGAUGAACUUUACUACACAUACAACCUUAAGAACUCAUCUAUGAUCUCAAGGUUGGUGCUAAAUGCAACAAGCUACGUUCGUAAGCAAUAUGUAUGGAACAAAUCAAAGCAAAGAUGGGAGGUGUACACUUUAGUACCACUGGACUUAUGUGACAGCUAUUCCCUUUGUGGAGCUAAUGCAAAUUGUGUAAUUUCAUAUUCACCAGUGUGCCAAUGUUUGCAAGGGUUCAAGUCUAAGUUACCUGAAGAAGGGAGCUCAAUGGAUUGGUCUCACGGAUGCAUCCGCAAUAAGGAAUUAAGGUGUGAGAACAAGAACAAUGAUGGAUUUAACAAAUUGACUUUGCUGAAAAAGUCUGACACUACACAUAGUUGGCUGGAUCAGAUAAUUGGGUUAGAGGAAUGCAAAGCCAAGUGCUUGGAUAACUGUUCUUGUAUGGCUUAUACGAAUUCGGAUAUCAGUGGACAAGGAAGUGGUUGUGCUAUGUGGUUUGGUGAUCUAAUUGAUAUUAGACAGUUUGCAGCUGUAGGCCAGGUGUAUAUGUUCAAAUUGAUGCUUCAGAAUUAGGUAGGAACUUGGCUUUGCAACUAAUUAUUAUUAGUCUUUCUUCAAAUAAAUUUCUUAGCUAGGAUACAUUUUCAUAUGUGAAUAUUCAUGUUACCUUUGCAAAUUUGUGAUCAAAUGAGGGCCACAAGAAGGGAGAUCAAAAGUUAUACCGAAGGGUGAUCAAAUGAGGGCCACGAGAAGGGUUGGAGUCCUAGUGGCAAUAACAGUUUCUUUGGUCGUGGCUGCAGUUGCUGGAAUACUAAUAAUACUUGAGAUCAGACUUCAAUAUCAAAUCAAAUCAAAUCAAAAUAGUGGAAUGCAAGUGGAUGAUAUGGACCUACCAGUUUUUGACCUAUCAACAAUAGCUAAGGCCACUAGCAACUUCACAAUCAAGAACAAAAUUGGAGAAGGUGGUUUUGGAUCUGUAUACAGGGCUUUCAGCAAGCUCAGGACAAGGAUUGACCAAAUUCAAGAACGAAGUAAAAUUGUUUGCAAAAUUCAACACCGCAAUCUUGUAAAGCUUCUUGGAUGUUGCCUUGAAGGAGAGGAAAAAAUGUUGGUUUAUGAGUACAUGCUUAAUGGUAGCUUGGACUCAUUUAUUUUUGAUGAGCAAAGAAGUGGAUCACUGGACUGGUCAAAGCACUUCAACAUUAUAUGUGGAAUUGCCAAGGGCCUUCUCUUUCUUCAUCAGGAUUCUAGACUAAGGAUUAUCCACAAAGAUCUCAAAGCAAGUAAUGUUUUACUUGACAGUGAGUUGAACCCCAAAAUUUCAGAGUUUGGCACGGCUAGAAUUUUCGGUGUAGAUCAGCAAGAAGGAAACACAAAGAGAAUAGUUGGGACAUACGGUUACAUGGCACCAGAAUAUGCAACUGAUGGGCUAUUUUCAGUGAAAUCUGAUGUUUUCAGCUUUGGAGUUUUACUGCUGGAGAUUAUAUUAGGAAAAAGAAGUAGAGAAUAUUACAAUCAGAACCACAACGAAUCUCAUAGGCCAUGUAAGUAAUGAGAGAAAAAUUGUAAACUCAUGUGUCAAAAAUGUGUGUAUCCUUUAAUGUCUUUCAGGCAUGGAAACUAUGGAAAGAAGGAAGACCACUAGAACUGAUAUAUAAAAGCAUAGAAGACUCGAGUUUUCUAUCGCGAAUGUUGCAUUGCAUUCAUGUUAAUCUCUUGUGUUUUCAACAGAAUCCAGAGGACUGGAAUGUCUAGUGUGCUCCUAAUGUUAGUGAGUGAGCUUGAAUUGCCUGAGCCAAGACAGCCAUGAUUCUUUCGAAAAUAUUUAGGUGAAGCAGACUCCUCCAUAAGUAAGCAGCAACUAAGUUCAACAAAUGAAAUAACCAUUACCUUAUUAGAAGCCCGUUGAUACAUUCUUUGCUAGUCACAUUCAUCAUCUACCUUGUAUAGAUGCAUAUUAUAUUGUGUUAGACUCAAGGUUAAGGACUAUAUUCUUUCACUCUUUCUCACCCUUUCUUCCUUCUGUGUGAAGUUGUGACUAAGCAUACUGAUGUUGAAAGAGAACACUAAAAACAGGGUAGCGCGUGAAGAACUGCAAAUAUUAUAUCACAAAAAAAGAAUAAAUUGGCUUCAAAAGUAACCAAUAAAUCAAAUUUGUGGUUUCCUACUUUUUCCAUAUAUACCUUGAAACUGGGUCAGACUCUUGCAUUCAAGUCAAUAAUACCAUGAAUUCUCUUAAGACAAGCUUGUUUGAGAAGAUAUAACAACUUGUUAACAUCAUGUGUUUACUAAAUUACCAUUUUUUAUGUUUCUUUCUUUUCUAGAUGUUAAAAGAACAAAUAAUUAAAAAUCUAGUUGGGUUGUCUUGUUUUCUCUUCUGUGAGUUGUAGCUUUCUAUGCCCCCACCUUUUGGUAUUGCAGUUCCAUCACUAGCUUGCAGAAGUUAAUCUUGUGUUGAAGUUUUAAUUGUCAGUUGUUUGGGAGUAAAACUUCUAGGUGAUUUUUUUUAUUUUUCAGUCUCUUUUCGGGGUGGGGGAGGGUGUUACUUUUUGUCUAUAUAUUCUUGCCUUCUUUUAUUUCACUUGUGAUUGUUCAAUGAAUGUGGUCCCAACUUUGCUAUAUAUAUGUGGUUUCUUGCAACUUGUUUUCUAGAACGUGUUGGUGCUGAAGUGGUGGAAUGUGCUUCUGUCAUUGGUGUGCCUGAUGUCAAGGGGCUGUGCAGCGUAUUGGAAAGCCACUUUAUCAGUAUAGUAUUGCUCUUUUUCAUGAUGAUGGACGACCUGUGGAGGGUAAGGGUGUAUGGAGGAAGCUUCUGGACAGGAUGCAUGAAACGUAUGAUUCUAAAUUGAGUGGGAAGGAUUUUGCGUAUGAUGGUGAGAGGACUUUGUUUACUCUCGGGUCUCUUGCUCGCAACAAGCUUGAAUUUACGGUUGUUCUAGAGGAUGUUAUUGCUACCAG